GUAUCCGUGACGGUAUCAAUCCUCACCCUGACCUUCAUAUCUAUCGAUCGAUGGUACGCCAUCUGUUUUCCAUUGAAAUUCAAAUCAACCACGAGCAGAGCCAAAACAGCCAUCGGGAUCAUAUGGAUAGUCGCACUGGCUUGUGAAAUCCCUGAGCCGAUCUACCUCACGGCAGUGCCCUACAAAGAAUCCUUCACAUACUUCACGCAAUGCAGCCCUACCUGGUCCACAGAGACAGACACUGCCUUCAUGAUCAUCAAAAUGGUAUUCUUCUACCUGUUCCCAUUGCUUUUUAUGUCUGUAGCCUACAUCCAGAUCAUCAGGGUGCUGUGGAAGUCGGGAAAUGCACCUCAUCAAGCCAUGGAUUUAACCGGAAGCAGAUCUGGCCAGGUGAACACCUUUGCCAUGAAUAUGAAUGCCAGCACAGAAGGACAACUCCGCUCCAGAAGGAAGGCAGCGAAAAUGCUGGUAGCUGUGGUCGUCAUGUUCGCAUUCUGCUUCCUCCCAGUUCACUUGCUUUCUGUACUCCG
This is a messenger RNA of Anoplophora glabripennis (Asian longhorned beetle), 530 nucleotides long. Its product is annotated as orexin receptor type 1-like. The annotation marks the transcript as partial. Lineage: Eukaryota; Metazoa; Arthropoda; Insecta; Coleoptera; Cerambycidae. Gene Ontology annotation, cellular component: membrane. Gene Ontology annotation, molecular function: G protein-coupled receptor activity. The transcript is spliced from 3 exons. The record is from RefSeq and is a predicted model, not a curated record. Gene Ontology annotation, biological process: G protein-coupled receptor signaling pathway.